AUGGUAAGAUUUGGUGGCUGCCCCUCAUCUUGGAAGGCUCUGUAUGAGGAAACAUGGAGCAAGUUUAAGGAGCAAGGGUAUGGGGAUAAUGUGAUGCCACACAUUUUGCUUUGGGAUAUUAUGUACUUGGGGACAUGUAGGCCUCGCAUACAAGAACCUCAUCCAGGGGUGACACUGUUGAUUGGCCUCUCCGACACACUGAUUAAGUCUUUCUUGGACAAUGGUGGGGAAAUUCGCUCGUGCCAUCUGAUGAAAGCAACCAUUUCUGACAGAGAGUAUCAAAAUCUUGGUGUGGUCGACUGA
Messenger RNA from Prunus armeniaca (apricot), 303 nucleotides. Lineage: Eukaryota; Viridiplantae; Streptophyta; Magnoliopsida; Rosales; Rosaceae. The record is from the annotation of a GenBank genome assembly.